UUUGAUUUUGGUACCUUCUUCCGGUUUCUACUCUGUUUUGAUCUCCUGUCUUCCACGCUCGCGUUUAAGAUGUUGAUGUUUUGUCCGAUCUGCGCUAACGUGCUUGUCGUGGAAGAAGGUCCAAAAUGUUAUCGGCUGGCAUGCAAUACAUGUCCUUACAUUAAAAAUAUGACCAGAAAGCUGUCAUCAAGACGUUACCCACGCCUGAAAGAAGUUGAUGAUGUACUAGGAGGAGCUGCAGCCUGGGAAAAUGUUGAUUCCACAGAGACAACGUGUCCAAAGUGUGAACACAAGCGUGCAUUCUUCAUGCAAAUUCAGACUAGGUCUGCAGAUGAACCAAUGACAACGUUCUACAAAUGCUGUAAUAUGGAGUGUGGUCAUCGAUGGAAAGAAUGAAAUAAUUGAAACUGUAGCAGUGAAUUCUUUGUGUGUGAUAACUUUUCGGUAUCUUUCACAGCAUCCUUAUUAAAUGAUAGCCUUACCCAAUAUGUUGAAAUGCUUGGCAUUAGGCUUCCAAAUAUAACUUGAAAAUGAUCAUUUAAUUUGGCUUCCUUAGCAUUUCAUCUCUCUAUGAUCUCUGAAUUAGUGUAUUAGAAAUAAAGCCAGCAUUAUUGAAAAGUUAAUUAACCCUCUUCUUUUUUUGUGUCCCCAAAUUAUGGCAUGUUGCUGCUUUCACUUUCCUUGUUAAUUUAAGAACAGGUAUAAAAAUAAUUUCAGAUUUUUCUGGGAAGUAAUUACUCAAUGUUUUAUGGCUGUUGAUUUUCGGAGUUUGCUAGAGAGACAACCAUACUCUUGUGAGUUGAAGGAGGAUGGAUACAUGAGUGAAUAAAUGUGUGUAAAUAGUUAUGCAAGUUUGUCAAAAUUGUGUUAACACAUAAAUGUUAGAAAUAAUCCAUUGAUAUUAACAUAAUUUUGACUAACCCUGUAUAUGUAUAUCAAAGAAUAUGGGACGAUAGCAUCUUUGUACAGUGUUUUAUUUGAAAAAUGUAAAAUCUGUAAUAAAACAAAAACAAUA
Molecule: messenger RNA, 1015 nt
Organism: Pomacea canaliculata
Lineage: Eukaryota; Metazoa; Mollusca; Gastropoda; Architaenioglossa; Ampullariidae
Product: DNA-directed RNA polymerase III subunit RPC10-like
Exons: 3
Coding region: 70-396 (108 amino acids)
Biological process (GO): DNA-templated transcription; termination of RNA polymerase III transcription
Cellular component (GO): RNA polymerase III complex
Molecular function (GO): DNA-directed RNA polymerase activity; zinc ion binding; nucleic acid binding
Source: RefSeq, a predicted model, not a curated record